AUGACACCGUUUGCUCCUCCUUACAACACCAACGUCCUCCUGGCCGCGGUCACCGCGCUCUCGGCGGCCAUCGCCUUCGUCGCCGCGCUCCACCUCUACGCCCGCUGCUUCCUGCAGCAACGUUCCGCCGCCACCUCCACGACCAACCCUCACGCGCUGGCGCUGCAGCGGCCGCCGGACGGCUACGGCUACGAGCUCCACGCGAUCAGCGUCGUCGUCGACGCCGCGGUGUGCGCUCCGGACGAGGCGGCGGGGCUGGGCGCCAAGGAGCUGGGCGCUCUGCAGGUGCUCGUCUGGGAGUCUUCGUCGUCCGCCAAGGAGAAGGAGGCCACCUUCGACGAGCAUUGCGCGGUGUGCCUCGGCGAGAUGGAGGACGGCGAGCUGGGGAGGCUGCUCCCGGCGUGCCGCCACGUGUUCCACGUCGGCUGCAUCGACGCCUGGCUCCGCCUCAGCUCCACGUGCCCGGUCUGCAGGUCCGCCGUGAGGACGGAGCUGGAUGCGGCGGCUCCAGCGGCCGCCGUGGAGCCGUUGAGCUACUGUUGA
Messenger RNA from Lolium rigidum, 543 nucleotides. RefSeq names its product RING-H2 finger protein ATL63-like. The record is from RefSeq and is a predicted model, not a curated record. Lineage: Eukaryota; Viridiplantae; Streptophyta; Magnoliopsida; Poales; Poaceae. The transcript has a single exon. Bases 1 to 543 code for a protein of 180 amino acids.